This is a messenger RNA of Dioszegia hungarica, 1719 nucleotides long. Its product is annotated as putative AMP binding protein. The transcript has 7 exons. Gene Ontology annotation, biological process: secondary metabolic process. The record is from RefSeq and is a predicted model, not a curated record. Lineage: Eukaryota; Fungi; Basidiomycota; Tremellomycetes; Tremellales; Bulleribasidiaceae. Gene Ontology annotation, molecular function: CoA-ligase activity. Bases 1 to 1719 code for a protein of 572 amino acids.
AUGCCGCCUCACAUCUACACCUCCUCCCUCCCUUCCCCUCCCCUCCCCCGGCAGUCCAUCUUCCACCACCUCUUCCCCGAGCUCGAUGGCGCGUGCGACAUCCCUCCCUCGACCCCGACGCUGAUCGACGGGCUCACUGGCAAGACCCUCUCGCGCGAGGAUGUCCGGAUCCAGGCUCAGCGCUUAGCGGGUGGACUGCACAAGCUGGGUCUAAAGAGGGGAGACGUGGUCGGUGUGGUCGGAACAAACAGCCUCGAGUGGUGUAAUGCGGUCUAUGGGAGUUUGGCGGGCGGUCUACGCGUCUCGCCUAUGAACUACGCAUAUACCCCGCCAGAACUGCUACACCAGCUGAGCCACUCCGGCGUUUCUCUGAUCUUUGUCAGCCAGGAUGUUCUCCCGACGCUGCUCAAGACGCUAGAGCUCGGGCGGACCAAGGGGUUCUCGGUACCUUCGGACCGGAUCAUCCUGCUCACUCCCGCGAAAGUGGAGGGGUACAAGUAUAUCGAGGAGAUCUGGGCAGAGCCUAUAGAGCCAGAACGAUUCGAGAACGGGGACGAGCACGAAACGGCCUGGCUCUGUUACUCCUCCGGAACGACUGGCGUGGCCAAAGGGGUCGAAACGACACACUACAAUAUGACGUCCCAGCUCCAAGCUGUCAAUGCGGUCUAUGAGCCCCUCAAGCGCGGUCAGGACGUCGUGCUCGGCUAUCUCCCCUUUUCGCACAUGUACGGUCUCGCUCUUCUCGUCCAUCAAGUCAUUACCGUCGGCGUGCCUAUGGUCGUUCUUCCCCGCUUCGAGGAAACGUCCUUUUUCCGCGCUAUUGAGCGGUACAAGGUGACGUGGAUGCUCAUCGUCCCGCCGGUCCUCGUCAACAUGCGCAACUCGACCCAGGUGGACAAGUACGACUUGUCGAGUCUGAGAGGGGCGCUGAGUGCUGCGGCGCCGUUGUCGGAGGAGCUGUGCCGCGCUGUCGAAGCCAAGGUCAAGCCCUUGAUCGUCAGCCAAGCUUACGGUCUGACCGAAACCUCUCCCAUUUCCCACUACACCCCUCUCGAACACGCACGCGGCCGUCAGUCCAAGAUCGGCCGUCUCAUCCCUACUUUUCGCGCCCGCCUCGUCGACCCCGAUUCCGGCGAGGACGUCGAGAUUGGCCAUGCCGGGGAGCUAUGGCUCCAAAGUCCCAGCGUCAUGAAGGGGUACUAUCUCAACCCGGACGCCACACGGAAUACAUUCAGCAGCGAGCAAGAGGAGGGAGGGAGAUGGUUCAAAACGGGCGAUUCGGCAUGGGUGGACGAGGAGGGUUUCUUCCAGAUCGCUGAUCGCCUCAAGGAGUUGAUCAAGUACAAGGGAUUCCAGGUCGCGCCAGCGGAACUGGAGGCGUUACUGCUCACUCACCCGAGUAUUGCCGAUUCGGCGGUCAUCGGUGUCCACUCGGAAGAACAGGCGACGGAGCUCCCCAAGGCGUUUAUCGUCCCCAAGGCGGGUGUGGUGAAGAAGGGCAAGGAGGCAGAGUUCAAGGCGGAGAUUGUGAGCUGGGUCAAGGCAAAAGUGGCGAGUCACAAGCAACUGCGCGGCGGGGUGGAGAUUAUCGAGGUGGUUCCCAAGUCACCGUCAGGCAAGAUUCUGCGCAAGAACCUGAGGCUCCCUAGCCUUCGCAAAGAACGCAGCAACGUUCGGGCUCGCCGUCACGCCCUUCUCGUCCUCUUGCUCAAAGUAUGA